Nasonia vitripennis (jewel wasp) is the source of this 5383-nucleotide messenger RNA. Its product is annotated as chitinase-3-like protein 2. The record is from RefSeq and is a predicted model, not a curated record. Gene Ontology annotation, molecular function: chitin binding; chitinase activity. Bases 185 to 1570 code for a protein of 461 amino acids. Gene Ontology annotation, biological process: chitin catabolic process; carbohydrate metabolic process. The transcript has 7 exons. NCBI's taxonomy places the organism in Eukaryota, Metazoa, Arthropoda, Insecta, Hymenoptera, Pteromalidae. Gene Ontology annotation, cellular component: extracellular region.
AACGGAACCGGCGCCACCGGCGCGCUCAACGGACAAACAGAAGCGCGCGGAGCACCGUCAAGCUCGCACGGCACUCGCGCGGAAGACACCGAACUCGCCGGACGCAUUCGAGGAUCGUACUACUACUACUACUACUACUACUGCAGCUUACAACUUCAGGCAACGUCUCCCGCACGAACGAGAGAUGCUGAGGGGAGCCUUGCUGCUGCUCGCCGCCGUUCUCGGCCUGGCCGCGGCUUAUUCCACGGGCAACUACAACGAUAACGACCGUUACAACAACCAGAACAACAACUACUACAACAAUCAGAAUCAGCAGAGAUACAACACGAGCCAGCAACGCACAAAGGACAUCUUCUGCUUCCUGAACGCGACGAACAUCGUGCGACAUCCGUUCCACGAGGUCAACUCCGAUACCAAGGGUCCCUUCACAGUGGAUAUCAUGAAGCCCGAGCUGUGCACCCACAUCGUCUACAACGCCGUCGAGCUGGAUAUUCGUAGCAAUAACAUCCGACCCGUCGAUCCAGAAGUCGAGAGGGAUUCUGGCAGUCAGCCAACCUUCUCCCAGCUGGUUUAUCUCAAGGAAAGAAAUCACCAUCUGAAGCUCAUCCUCUCCGUGUCCGGUAGUUACUUGGACUUUUUUAAACUGGCCCAGGACAGCCAACGGCUCCCACAGUUCAUCAACAACGUCGAUCAGUACUUGACGAGGAUCAAGUUCGACGGAGUGAACAUCGACUGGCGGUAUCCGGAACUGAACCAGAGAGCGGCGUUCACCACCUUCAUGACCAAUUUGAAAUCUGCGCUGAGGAACCACGGACGCUUACUGACAACCGUGCUCCAUCCGUACAAACGCCUCGUUCAAGAAGUUUACCAGCAACAACAGGAAUUGUUCGACGUGGUCGACUACUGGUUCAUCAUGAUCCCCGAUCUGGCCGGAGAGAAGAUGUUCAAGAGCAUGGCGACCGCACCGUUGAAAGCUGGCGAAGGCUACGAUGUUGACCACUCGGUCACCGAUCUCAAGGAAAUAUUCGCCCAGCACAGUUACAAGCUGAUAUUGGCCAUACCAUUCGGCGGCAAACAAAUCACCACUAAUCACGAGAACACAGGAUUCGAUAUGAACAGAAGGGGCAAACCACUCACGCAGGAGUCCUUUGCUUACAACAAGAUCUGCAAAAUAAUACGCAACGAUUGGAAGCUCACCUGGUCUAAGGACGAAGAGGUACCGUACGCCCACAACGGCAAUCGAGUCUUCACCUACGAAGACGCAGAAUCCGUCAAGAUCAAGACCCUGUACGCUAUGAGAGAAGGACUGGGCGGCGUUAUGGCUUAUACCAUCGACAUGGACGACUACGACGGCGCCUGCACGAACUCGGGCUCGCCCUACCACAACAACAAGAAAUACAACGACCAGAGCUACAGAAGCAGUCAGGACAGUAGCGCUAACAAAUUCCCGCUGCUCCAGUCGAUGUACGACACGAUUCAGCGGGGCCCCAACUCCGCAGGUGUUCACACCAGCUCACUAGCUCUUGUCCUGGCCAUCGCUCUUGCCAUGAUCUUGCAGCAUAACGCCUAAGGCUAUAAUCGGAAUAAUAAUAUCGACAGGGCUGGACAUAAACACACACGCGAGCGCAUUUAAAUACCCACGCACGACUGUAUGUAUGACGACGGUUUUUAUUUUUACGCGUCGGGGUCUUUUCGACGAUGGUCGUUGAAAAAAUCGCGACGAUGAAGAUUCCAUGAUCGACGGUAUACUUUCGCUCUAUGCAUAUAGCACGGAUUUUUUAUAUAUAAAAUAGACGUUUUUUAUCACCUAAGCGUAAUUGCGACUUCCAAUGACGGAAAAAUAUUAUAUAUAUAUAUGAUUUUUGUUACUAUUAAGACACGCUGAUAGUUGUGUAAAGUUAGAGGUAUAAGUAGUUUUGUAUUAUUCGGUUAUGACGGAAAUUCAAUUUCUUUUGCGUAUUAUUAUUAGUACAUUGGUACACAUAAAACGCGUUUCGUUCUCUAAGUUUUAAACGACAUAUUAUAAUAUGGAGUUCGAAAUUUAUCAGCAAAUUACAUUUUAUACACGUCUUUAUACAUGGAGUACAGUACAAACGAAGUAUAAAUAAUUUAUAUAAGGUAACGUUAUGGGAUAGUCACAAAGUGAACGAUCGUUGGUGUUGAUCUGUGAGAUUAACACUCUUUGACCACAGAUAAAUACUUGAUUUCAAAGAUACUUGUAAAAACUUUAUACGACCAUUAUAUAUAUAUAUAUACUGAGAUUAAAUUUGGACAAAUUACAACCAGUAACUUUAUACGUGCCAUUUUUCUAUGCCAAUAAUGACUGUAAAAUAGUACUGGCUUCUACUUGUGCAAGCGGAAAAAAAGCAUUUACUCGAUCCCGUAAAUUUGAUUAACGUUCGCAAUAGUUACUAACACUUAUUCUAAGAAAGAUGGCUUUAAAUAGACAUGUUUGCAUAUAACCAUUUGCUGAGCACCAAAGCACUUACUGACACGAUUAGAAAAAUUAUCCUCGCAUGGGCAUCCACAUUUUUACACGCACAACACCACUGUUUGUUUCACGACACAACACAGCAAGCACAUUCUUAACACCAACACCAUUUAAAGCUAACAAAAUCGAUAGAUUAACGACCAUAGCAGAUUUACAUGAAAAUUGUCGGUACACCUACACAACUACACAGGUAAGUUCAUCAUACACAAAUACGGAACUCAAGAUACAAAUCACUAAUAAAUGAACACUCACACAUAUAUACUAGAUUUAUAAAUGAUUCACAUUCACUCACACAUUCACUCACACUUCAUCAUGCAUAUACAUGCAAAUCGACAUUUACGUGAAUAACUACACAAACACAUCAUACAUAAAACUGUUAGCUGUAAUUGUUAUACACGAAAUUACAACAAACACUACAAUUACUUAAACCUACUCACAUAUACACCUACAUAAACUAACGUACAUAUUUUACACUGAAACAUUGAAUCACAGCAGUGCCUUAAUUACACUAUAUUGUAUACUUCACACUUUACAAAAUUUACUUGCACACUGCACAAAAAAUGCUACACAAAAUAUAUAACACGUACCCACAACAUUAUAACAUGCACCAACUACAAUUACACUUUCAUGAAAAAUGAUACACCUCAACACAAUUUACAUGACAUUAACAUUAUCUUGCACACUCAGCACAUACACGAUUUUGAUACAGGCAAAAAUACACUAAAAACCACAUAUAUUACACACAACUAAAUUUACACUCUACCAACUAACAAAAUUACACAUCACACUACACAUAUACACAAACAAACUACAUAUCACAAUAGCACACUUAUACACGAACAAAGCUACAUAUCACAACAGACAUGCACAGUUAGAAUUUCACAUUGCAGCACAUGUACACUAUCAUAAUUACACUUCACAUAUAAUACACAAUUUAACACACAAACUUAUACUGAAAGCUACAUACAAUAAAAUUACACUACAUUAAUACACAGAGUAAAAAUGACACAUAGCAGCACAUUUAUACAACUGAAACCACAUAUCACAGCACACAUACACUCUCACAGAAUAAGACACAUCACAGCAUACGUAUCUAAAUCCAACAUUGCACAUCACAUUAUACUGACACAAACAAAUUUAUACACCAAUCUACACGUACAUACAUAAAGCAACAAAUUAACGUUUGCACACUGCAUUCACGUAAACUAAACAAACACCCUACACUCGUACAAACAACAUGACAUGACAAACUACAUUACACGCACAAAACCAUACGAAGUAAUUUACACGUACAACCACACAUUUAAAAACAAUUUUACAUUUCAAUUUACACUUACUACGCAAACAAAAUUACACGUUAGUACCCGCACAUGCACACAAGCAUUAGAAUCACACACAUACACAAACAAAAUACACGUAAAAUGCAAUACCUAACAAUAUUACACCACACCUUGCGGCGCAUUCUCAAACAGUAUUAUACGCCAAUUUCAACACGUACACGAACCCGCAAAAAAAACUACUCCAAACACACAAACAGAAUUAUUACAAAUUAAUAAAUCGUACACACAAGAAAAUACAUUACACUUUCAUAAAUACACUACAUGUUUUGUUAGCCAAAUUUGCUAGCAAAAACUUACACAAACACAGAAAACCCAUGCAACAACACAAACGACAACACGAUUUCAUAUUUAAUUACAUAAAGUACAAAACACCUUAUUUACUUUAUAAUACAUAUACACUUAAAACAUGUAUCACAGAGAUGGAUUUGUACCGACACUCACACAAAUAAUCCGGAUAAAACUACAUCAUCACAUGAAAUGCCGAAAAAAAUCAUUUGUACGCCCAUAAGAAAAUCAGAAUCAGAUAUAUUGAUAAAAGUUAUUGUUAUAUUUCAUAUCAUUUUACAAAAAUAUCGUAGCAAAUGAAUAUGCAUACAUAAAAAAUGAAAGUAUAUAUAUUUAGAACUAAAUAUUUAUAUCGAAUAUUUAAAUUCAUCACAACAACUAUAUGAAUGGUAUAAUAAUAUUCCAUUUUUCUUGAAAAAAAUAUAGAACUCAAGAUAUAAAAUAAAUUUUUCGAUUGGCUCUAUAAAUGUUAAACGUAAUGAAAAAUGUACAAUGCAAUUUAAAAAUUUAUAUGAAAUGUUUAUUAAUAGGCAAAAUAUAUUUAAUGAAAAAAAUAAUAAUAUUUAAUUGACCAACAUAAGUGUAGUACACAUUAUGUAAAUGAUUAAAACUAUAAUUUAAUCAAUUGCACAUAUUUUUAAGCUGUGAUAGAUGGUGAUUUUGGCUUUAUGCAUUCCAUUUUGUCAUAGCGAUUUCGUCGUUGCCUUACAAUUAUGGUUUUUGCUGCUCAAAGUCUUAUUGUAAAACAAGAUGAUCAAGUAAGACGUUGAUUUAAACAACGCGCUUUAAUAUUUUAAACUGUCGUAUAUAGUAGUAUUAUAUCAUUUUUGUUUGACAUAUAGUAAAUGACUAAUUCUUUGAAAGGUAUAUAGAAAAAAACUUUAAAAACACGUAUAAUCGUAAAAAGGUAUCACAAUCGUGCUAAUAUUAAUUAAAGAAUAAGACGAUGCCAGCAAGAGCUGCAACGACAAAGUAUAGAUAAUUGGUUGUAUUUGUUGAACGAUCGAAUCUGAUUUUCAACGAAGGAUUCGUGUCAACGUAUAGAAUUAUUAAUAGUUUUACCAGUUAAUAUAAGCGGCAAAUAAAAUACCGAGGAACUAUGAUAGUAUCUCAUUAAAUUGCGAUUCCGACAAGCUUCGCCAUCGCAGUGAUACUUAGAAGUAAUGCUACGUGUAUGUUUACACUGAAUACAUAUAUAUUAUUUUAAGGAAUAUUAAAAGAGUAUAUUGUGAAUUAUCGUGUAUUUAAUAAACAAUAAAAAAAAAAA